This is a messenger RNA of Leptidea sinapis, 2434 nucleotides long. RefSeq names its product THO complex subunit 1 (gene Hpr1). Gene Ontology annotation, molecular function: protein binding. The transcript has 10 exons. Gene Ontology annotation, biological process: signal transduction; mRNA export from nucleus; regulation of DNA-templated transcription elongation. Gene Ontology annotation, cellular component: THO complex part of transcription export complex. The record is from RefSeq and is a predicted model, not a curated record. Bases 316 to 2337 code for a protein of 673 amino acids. Lineage: Eukaryota; Metazoa; Arthropoda; Insecta; Lepidoptera; Pieridae.
GUUUCGCUAGGCUGGUAAAAAGUAAAAACUAAAAACAAUCAUGGCCUAUAAUAAUAAGUAAUAAUAUAGGCGGAGUAUAAUUAUUAAAUACCAUCAAAGCAUUAAUCAAAAUAGCAGUUACAGUAUUUUUGAAUAUAUGUGAUUAUAAUAAUUAAUUUUAUUGAACUGCGUAAUACGGACUAUAAACUUUAUUACGAACACUAAAAAAUUAUUUAAUUUCAUUAACUAUGUAAUUUGUAUAGUAUCAUUAAAGCUUUAUUACACAAUAUAAUAAUAUUUCAAUAUUAUUUCAGCAGUAAUUUUUCAGCUUAAAAAAUGUGUGAAAAUAGUGGUUUUGACGAAUUACGUGUGAAAUACAAAGAUGUGCUUUCAAAAGCUUUCUCUAUCAACAACAUUGACCUUUUGGACUCAUUUUCGAAAAAGGCAAAUGAAAGCGAUCGCAAAGCUGCUAUGGAUCAAGCCUUCAAAGAUAAACUGUUGGACUUGUUAAAAGAUGAUCAUUGUGUUUUAGAGAAUUACAUCAGUUUUUGCAUAGAAUCAUGUAGGCGAUCAAUGGUCACUCCAACUAUGCCUGUUGUACUUUUAGGGGAUAUAUUUGAUGCCUUAACUCUUAAUAAAUGUGAAAUAUUAUUUGCCUAUGUUGAAAAUGGAGUCAAUAUUUGGCGAGAAGAAUUAUUUUUUAUGGCAUGUAAAAAUAAUCUGUUAAGAAUGUGCAAUGAUCUUUUAAGAAGACUGUCUAGAUCACAAAAUACAGUCUUUUGUGGCAGAAUUUUGUUAUUUCUAGCUAAGUUCUUCCCCUUUUCCGAAAGAUCUGGUCUUAAUAUUGUCUCUGAAUUUAACUUAGAAAACAUCACUGAAUUUGGUGGAGACAAUUCUAGUACAUUAAAGGAUGUGUUGGAUGAAGAAAUUGUUGUAGAUAAUGAAAAAAACAAGCUAACAAUUGAUUACAACUUAUACUGUAGGUUUUGGAGCUUACAAGAGUUUUUUCGCAACCCAAAUACAUGCUACAACAAGCUACAGUGGAAAACUUUUGUAGCUCAUUCGGGCAGUGUACUCUCAGCAUUUUCUUCAUACAAAUUAGAGGCAGUUGAACUUCAAAAAUCCAAACUUAAUAGGCUAAAGGCUGUUAACACAGAUGUAGAGAUGCAAGAAAGUAAAGAGCAACAUUAUUUUGCUAAAUUCCUAACCAAUCAAAAGCUCUUAGAAUUACAAUUGUCAGACUCUAACUUCAGGAGAUGUGUUCUCAUACAAUUUUUAAUACUGUUUCAGUAUUUAACUUCUACAGUUAAGUUCAAAUUAGAGUCCCAAGAGCUGAAGUCAGACCAAUUAGACUGGUUGAAAGAUACAACAAAUAUGAUUUAUAAAUUACUAGUAGAAACUCCACCUAACGGAAAACAGUUUGCUGAAUGUGUUAAAAGCAUAUUAAAAAGAGAGGAGUAUUGGAACAAUUGGAAGAAUGAUGGAUGCCCAGAAUUUCAAAAGCCAAAGCCGCCAGUACAAACAGAUUCAAUAGAUGAAGUAAAAAGACCAAAGAAGCGGAGAAGACCUGUCGGAGAUAUUAUAAAAGAAUAUGAAUCUCAGAAAAAGCAUUUUAUGGGAAAUAAUGAACUCACCAAGCUUUGGAAUCAUUUCCCUGACAACCUCGCAGCUUGUCGCACCAAAGAACGGGACUUCAUGCCAACACUAGAGUCGUACAUGCUCUCGCGAGCGGGGAAAGACAGUGCGGGUGCGAGCGGGACAGACGCUGGGUGGGGGUGGCGAGCCCUGCGGUUGCUCGCCAGACGGUCGCCGCACUUCUUCGUGCACACUAAUAACCCUAUCGCGAGCCUCUCGGACUAUCUUGAUGAUAUGGUUAAGAGGAUUUCAAGAGAGGCGACGACAAACGCAGCAGCUGCCAGUGUUUCUACAGACAAUACAAACUCGAUUAAAAAUGUAAAACAGGAGGCCCAAGAAGAGGAGAUAACAGAGGAGCAGAUGGAAGCAGACCUCAUAAAGGAGGGCGACGCGAAUGACAUUGAACAGGUGCCAGACUCAACGCAGACCAAUGAAGAUGAUGAUAAAACUACGCGAACUCGUCUGACCAUGAUAACUCCGUCGCAGCUCGACGCUCUGUCCGCAAAACUGACCGACUGGAAGAAACUCGCCACCAAACUGGGAUACAAACCCGACGAAAUACUGCACUUCGAAACCGAAAACGCUACCGAACCUUCUAGAGCUAAAAUAAUGUUGAAACUGUGGUUUGAUGACGACGAGGACGCAUCCGUUGAGAAUCUACUGUACAUUAUGGAGGGACUGGAGAUGCUUGAGGCCUGUGAGGUCUUGAAGAAUGCGAAAUGAUGAAGCGGUACAGCAGAAGAGCUCCCGGUCUACAAUUAAGUAAAAUUGCUCAUAGUUAUAGUUCCCUAGUAUCUUAAAUAAAAUUUGACAAUUUUGA